Molecule: messenger RNA, 459 nt
Organism: Impatiens glandulifera
Lineage: Eukaryota; Viridiplantae; Streptophyta; Magnoliopsida; Ericales; Balsaminaceae
Product: S-protein homolog 2-like
Exons: 2
Coding region: 1-459 (152 amino acids)
Source: RefSeq, a predicted model, not a curated record
AUGACAAACAAACUCGUGAUGAUCAUCGGAUUCAUUGCCUUGGCAGUAAUAUCAACUGUGACGGCAGCCAGACAGUUUUCCGAUGACGGAAAUCCGACCGCGAUAUUGAAAGCAAGUGUGCCUAUAAGACACAUGAACAUAACAAACGAACUCCAUUCAAAUGUGAUGCUGAAGAUGCAUUGUAAAUCAGAAGACGACGAUCUAGGCGAUCAUAGCAUUGCUUAUGGCGAAUCAUUAUAUUGGAGUUUCAAGUCCAAAUUGUUCAUCCACACCACUGUCUUCACUUGUUCCAUGUCGUGGGAUUCUAUUUCUGGAACUUUCGACGUUUACAGGGCUACGAGGGAUGAUAGUCGAUGUGCUGAAAAGUGUUGGUGGAGAAUUAGAACCGAUGGUGCAUUCUCAUAUAAUGAGCAACUUGAUAGGUGGGAUCUUUUAUACGACUGGUCAACCCCCGCAUAG